AUGGCUCCCGCUGUUAUUGAUCCGCUUCCUCGGGUUGCGUCUCCUAUUCAACGACCCUCUCCGUCAUAUCCUCUCAAAUCUUCCCAAUUCAGUAUCCAGGAUGGAUCUGGUGUAGCAUCGCCAGUUCGCACACCAACGGCAUCUCUACCAACUGUAGUCGACGCCGCUGCGUUAGAGACUGCAUCCAAGAUACUCAAUAUUAUCCACCGCUAUCGCCUCAAUAAAUCUCCAACUGCCCCAGAAAAGGCUGAUGAAGGCGCUCUCAAGUUUCUCGCCGUCAUCUACAACCAUGUCAAGUCCGGCAAGGCUGUUCCUAUGUGUUUGCCCGCUUUCCCAUUCAAGUCUCCCAACUCCAUGAGCAAGGUUAUGGGCAAACUCCCAGACCGAGCAGAGGAGCUGGCCCUUGCCCACAUGAACGGUCUUUGCGCUGCCAUUCAAGGAAUCUAUCCUCCUGGAGCCAAGCUCACCAUCAUCUCCGAUGGUCUUGUAUACAACGAUUUGCUCGGAGUGCCCGACAAAGACGUCUGGAAUUACGGCCAGACUCUUCGCGCCCUCGCUAUUGAGAAGGGCUUCGAGCACAUCAGCUUCUCCCGCCUGCGCGAUCUCGUUUCUAUCAAUCUGCCCGAUGCCCUCGACGAGAUGACCUAUGUCGCCAACGCCACAAACUUUCGCCGCGUACUACUCAAUACAUUCAGCCGCCCUGACUGGGAUUGGGACGUUGUUAGUCAGAGCGAGGAUGUCUGCCUCACAUAUCGUGGAUAUCUCAAGUUCUUGGAAACCGACCUGGCCACAGUUUACCCUAUUGAAGGAGACCGUACCAAGUCGCAGUUCAGAAAGGGCCUCAAGUACAUCGCCAGAGAGAUGAUGGCUCGUGGUGAUGCAUUUGCCAGCGCUGUCCGACAAAAGUAUCCCGACCACGUCCGGCUCUCUAUUCAUCCUUCGACUGGUGCUGUGAAGCUCUCCAUCAGUCUUCUUCCUACCUCCAGCAUGUACACAACCCCCUGGCACUGCAGUGUGGCAUACAUGUUGGACGGACAAGUAAUCUCGGGCAUGCGAAAGGAUUUCGAAAAUGACGAACGCCUGGAACUUGUCUAUGAGAACGACCGCCCAAGCUAUUUCAGAGAAAAGUCCGAUUUGUUGUCCUGGGGAUUUGAAAACGGUGGCAUAACCUGCACACCUAUUUAUCCCACAGGCUGGAUGAUCAAACCAGCUUCGGGUCACGGCGCAUUGUCCAUUAAGCACGUGGACGCCUUCAAAGUCCGCGCACUAUCCGAGAUCAACUCUCCUAUCGUCCUGCGCGGCUUUGCCAGAUCAACACACCGAGAUCUGUACCUCGAUAAGGCGCAUCAGUUUGGAGAGCCUCUGCCGUGGAAGUUUGGUCUUGUUCUCGAAGUCAAGGAUCAGGGGGAUAACACUCGUGGUCUCAACAACGUUCUCUCAGCUGAGUGGAUGCCAUUCCACUACGAUGGCUUAUUCAAGACUGCCAAACAAACGAACGCGGAGGGGCAAGAGGUCCUAGUCUCGACGCCGCCUCGAUUCCAGUUCUUUGUCGGAGCUACCGCCUCUCCAAAGGAUACUGGCUUCACUCUGUUUUCCUCUUCAACUUCCGUCUUCAACCUCUUGCCUUCCUGGUUAACCGUUGAGUACUUGUCAACAUUGACCUGGUCUGUAUCAACCUCCUCCUUUGAUGCUACCGUUCUCAAGAAUAUCCCAUUGGUUGUUUCACAUCCCGUCACUGGAAAGCCUUGCUUGCGGUAUCAUGAGCCAUGGCCUUCUACGAAGACCAAAUUUGAUGCCACACAUGUUACAAUCGAGGGUGUUACAGAGGAUGAGAGUACGCGCAUCUGCGCAGCUCUUGAUGAGAUCCUUCACGACCGUCGCGUCGCCUACUACCAUGCAUGGGAUAAGGGAGACAUGGUUAUCAGCGACAACAUUCUCAUGAUGCACACAAGAAGCGAUUUCCAGUCUGGCUGUGACCGAGAGCUGUGGCGCAUCCAUUUCGACUGA
Molecule: messenger RNA, 2007 nt
Organism: [Torrubiella] hemipterigena
Lineage: Eukaryota; Fungi; Ascomycota; Sordariomycetes; Hypocreales; Clavicipitaceae
Source: the annotation of a GenBank genome assembly